AUGUCAAAUAAUAAUAAUAAUAAUAAUAAUAAUAAUAAUAAUAAUAAUAAUAAUAAUAAUAAUAAUAAUAAUAAUAUUAUAGUAUUAUCACCAUUUAAAAAUUAUACAACCAAGAAAUACCCAAGUGAAAGAUCAUCAAUCACACCAAAAUGGGAUUCAUUUGUACCAAUUCAUCGAUUAGAUGAAUCAUUGCAUCUUGGUAGAGUUAUAGUUACACGUGCUAGAAUACAAUCAACAAGAUCAUUGGGUAAAUUGACACUCAGUAUACUUAGAGAUCCAUCAUCACCAAUCUAUUCAACCAUUCAAUCUCAACUACUCAAUCAAACAAAAGCAUUCAAUAUAUAUAAAGAUCAUAUUGCUGCUAGUGGUAGUGGUCCUAUUGAAACAACAACAAACGAAUUAUAUCUUCCAUUGGGACCAACACCAAUACACAAUGAAUAUUCAACAAAGUUAUUUACUUUUGUAUUCAAGAAUCGGUAUUUACUUAAAGAGAUAUUAGAUUGUAUUGCUAAAUCAUCAAAUUGUUAUAUUGAUCAACAGACAUUAAAGAUUUGGUCAAAAUUACUACCAGAGUCAUUGGUAGAGAUACAAGCUAUGGUAGAGGCUAGUCCACCAGGUGGUCAUCUUCGUAUCAAUCCUCUAACAAACCGAUCGUUGGAGCUUAAAGUCAUUGCAUUCAAAGUGGUUUCUCAACCAACCAACCCGAGUGUUUACCGAAAUCACAAUUCAAUCGCUAUUUCCUAUCCUCCCCUUGACCAUGACAAUGGAUAUAGACAUAUUCUUCAUCGAGACGAGAAACUAUAUGAUAAUAGUGGAGGAGCAGUUGUAGUAGUAAAAGAUAAUAAUAAUAAUAAUAAUAAUAAUAAUAAUAAUAAUGAUACAGACCAAAAAAAUCAAAAAGACAAGAAUGUAUUUUGGUAUCCAAUGGUACCAGCUUCAUCUUUGUAUCCAGUGGCAGAAACAUUUUGUAAUCGAUUACCAUUACAUCAGGCAACGGUUAGAUUAAAAGCAUCGUUGGAAUCGUUUGUCUACCAGUACCUCGUAAAAGACUCGUUUAUGGAGGUUCAUUCACCUACAUUGACAACGGUUGCCUGUUACACCCAUUAUCCUGGUCAUCCAACCGAACAUUACACGGCAGAUGCUGGAUACAAUCUUGCGUAUUCAAUUGAUCCGUCGGUAUACCAUAUCAUGUUGGUUGGUAUCUUUGACAAGGUAUUCGAGGUGGUGCAGCAAUCGACCAUCACCACUACAUGGGGAGUUUCAAGAAAACUAUGCAACUCUACCAAAAUAUUCGUUUCAACGAGUACUCUGUACAACGACAUGUCAGAGAUUCUAGAUAGUUGUAAAAGAUUGGUGAUAGAGUGUCUAAACCAUAUCGAGAAAUCACCGUUUUGGGCUGAAAAGGCGUGCAUCAACUUUGGAGGAUCAACAGACUACGCACCCUUUAGUGGAAAUGGGUGUCUAUUAAAGGAUGGCACUAUUUUAACAUUGAAUCCACAUCAAAUAGCAAAAUUGUUGCAAGAAGAUGAUGUGAUGAAAAUGUUUGCAAGUCCUAAUCAAAUCUCGUCGGCAGUGAGAGAGAGAUUUGGUGUCAAUAUGGUCGUCAUUCAAAACGAGAUCAUCCAAUCUGAUCAAGGUAUCCCAACAUCUGAUAGUUUGGCUAUGAUCGAUCCCGUCACUGGAGAAGCUCAACUCUUUUGGGUGCUUUUAAAUGGAUGGCUAGUUGCAAGUGGAUCACAAAGAUUAAACGACCCAAUCGAAAUUGAAAAAAGAUUGAAAAGUAGGAUCAAUAGAGAACAGGUACCCUUGGAUCCAUCAAUCCUCAAUCAACUGUCCUAUGGAAAUCCCUACAAUGGAGGGUUUAGCUUAAACUAUGAUCUCCUCGUAGCUGCUUGUUCUCCACUUCAAGAUUUUGGAAGAUUAUUAUUUAAUCCAAAUAUGAAUUAUGAUAGACGUUAUAAAGAUCAUUAUUAA
Cavenderia fasciculata is the source of this 1974-nucleotide messenger RNA. RefSeq lists its product as uncharacterized. The transcript has a single exon. Lineage: Eukaryota; Evosea; Eumycetozoa; Acytosteliales; Cavenderiaceae. The record is from RefSeq and is a predicted model, not a curated record. Bases 1 to 1974 code for a protein of 657 amino acids.